Opisthocomus hoazin is the source of this 1611-nucleotide messenger RNA. The record is from RefSeq and is a predicted model, not a curated record. Lineage: Eukaryota; Metazoa; Chordata; Aves; Opisthocomiformes; Opisthocomidae.
GAUUGCAUGACUUGUGAGUUUCCUUAUUUGGGGGCCUGCAGCGGUGUUUGACUGGAUCUUGCUGCCUGGUUCUGAAUGAUGUCAGAACAGGAUUUGGCAGAUGUUGUUCAGAUUGCUGUUGAAGACUUGACUCCGGAUAACCCAGUUGUGUUGGAGAAUCAUGAAGUGACAGAUGAUGAUGUAGAGCCUGCUCUGAAACGUCAGCGUAUAGAAAUUAACUGCCAGGAUCCCUCUAUUAAGUCGUUCCUGUAUUCCAUUAAUCAGACAAUAUGCCUGCGGUUGGACAGCAUUGAGGCCAAGUUGCUGGCGCUAGAGGCUACCUGUAAAUCACUGGAAGAGAAGUUGGAUCUUGUCAUGAACAAACAGCAUAGCCCCAUCCAAGUCCCCAUGGUGGCAGGUUCUCCUCUUGGCGCUACGCAGACGUGCAAUAAAGUACGAUGUGUUGUCCCUCAGACCACAGUAAUACUGAACAACGACCGGCAGAAUUCAAUUGUAGCCAAGAUGGUGGGGCAGGAGGAGCCGUUGAGCAGAACAGCGGAUUCUCUGGAAAAUAUCCUUAGCAAUGCUGUUCCUGGACGUAGGCAGAACACCAUAGUGGUGAAAGUUCCAGGGCACGACGACAGUCACAAUGAAGACGGAGAGAGCGGCUCUGAGGCCAGUGACUCGGUUUCCAACAGUGGACAAUUAGGAAGCCAAAGUAUUGGGAACAAUGUCACGCUUAUUACGCUGAACUCUGAAGAGGAUUACCCCAAUGGGACAUGGCUCGGAGAUGAAAAUAACCCUGAGAUGCGGGUCCGCUGCCCCAUCACCCCUGCUGACAUGCUGCACAUCAGUACGAACUGCCGCACAGCCGAGAAGAUGGCACUGACGUUGCUUGAUUAUCUUUUUCAUCGGGAAAUUCAGGCCAUCUCCAACCUUUCAGGCCAGGGGAAGCAUGGGAAGAAGCAACUUGAUCCUCUCAUGAUUUAUGGAAUUCGCUGUCACUUAUUUUAUAAAUUUGGAAUCACAGAAUCUGACUGGUAUCGAAUCAAGCAAAGCAUAGACUCCAAAUGCCGAACAGCUUGGAGACGGAAACAGCGAGGCCAGAGUCUUGCUGUGAAAAGCUUUUCAAGGCGGACACCUUCAUCAUCAUCUUACAGUGGUUCAGAGGGUUCGCAGAGCUCAGUUUCAGCUUCCAAUGAGAUCCAGCAGAACCAGCCACAGGCCCUACACUACGCGCUAGCCAACGCUCAGCAGGUUCAGAUCCACCAGAUAGGAGAGGAUGGACAAGUCCAAGUGAUCCCACAGGGCCAUCUCCACAUAGCCCAGGUUCCUCAAGGCGAGCAAGUGCAAAUCACGCAGGACAGUGAGGGAAACCUGCAGAUACAUCAAGUUCAUGUGGGUCAAGAUGGGCAGGUGUUGCAGGGUGCCCAGCUGAUCGCUGUUGCUUCUGCUGAGCCCGCCUCGGGGGGUGUUGAUGGCUCCCCGCUCCAAGGGAGUGAUAUCCAAGUCCAAUAUGUGCAGCUGACACCAGUGACAGACCACUCCGCGGCUAAUCAGGGCACUGAUACCCUUCAAUCAGCAAUCCAGCCAGAAAUGCAGAUAGAACACGGAGCGAUCCAAAUUCAAUAA